CUUUUGUCAGUCUCACAAGACAACCCUACUGUUUUUCAUCGAAUGACGAGAACACAAGCAAUCCCAUUGGCAGUGACGGUCGAAAAGUCGUGACUUUUUGUCUUUUUCCUCUUUUUCUUCUUCGUCUUCGUCUUCGUCUUCUUCUUCUUCACACCAUCUCUGAAGUCUCUGCAGCACCCACCACGAUGACGAUCGGCAUCGUCGACCACGAGCUCCCUGACGACACCCACAACCUCUAUGACGUCACGUUCUAUGACCUCAGCGUCCGCACCCUCCUCACCAGCUCCCCUCCCAUGGCCGCCUCCUGGCUCUCGUCCCGCGGCUCCCAGGCCCUCCUGGUCGGCCUGGACGUCGAGUGGCGGCCCAACUUCACCCGAGACAGCGACAACCCCGUCGCCAUCCUCCAGCUCUCCGUGGGCCUCCACUGCCUCAUCUUCCAGCUCCUCCACGCCCCCGAGAUCCCUCCGACCCUCGCCGACUUCCUCCGCGAUCCCCGCCACGUCUUCGUCGGGGUCGGCAUCGACGAGGACGUCGAGAAGCUGCUCUGCGACUACGGCCUCAAUGUGGGCAACACGGUGGAUCUGAGGGCCCUGGCCGCGAGGGAGCUCGGCCGGGAGGAGCUGGGGAGGGCGGGGCUGAAGACGCUGGCGAAGGAGGUGCUGGGGAGGGAGAUCGAGAAGCCGAAGCGGGUCUCCAAGUCCCGCUGGGACAACCCGUGGCUGACGAGCGUGCAGGUCCAGUACGCGUGCCUGGACGCCUUCGUGUCGCUCCGGAUUGGGGAGGCUCUUAAUGCUGCUGGUGGUGCUCGGCCGACGGCACGUCCGGACGAAGGAAGCUCUAUGGCUGAAUCUAGCAAUCCCACCAAUGGUGCUGCGCAAGACACAAAUAAUCAACGGCUUACAACCCUGUUGUUGAAUGGAGUAAAUUAUCUUCCGUGGUCUCUGGCAGUCACAACUGCUCUUGGAGAGAGAUCCAGACUGGGUCAUGUUACGGGACGAACCCAAGCUCCUGCUACGACUGAUCCCAACUUUGACAAAUGGCAAGCCAACGAUCAUAAUGUUAUGUCAUGGAUUUUCAACUCCAUGGAGCCUCAAAUAUAUGAGAUAUUCGCCUAUAUGGAUACUGCUAAGAAUUUGUGGGAUUCCCUAUAUGAGAUGUACGGACAAGCCAAUAAUGCAUCUCGAGUGUUUAAGCUUCAACAAGGUCUCGUUAGUUCCAAGCAAGGGAUGAAUCAGUCAUUCAUAGAACAUCUGAGUAAAAUGAAGAAACUGUGGGAAGAACUUCGGCAGUAUAGACCUAUUACUCCAAACGUUCGCGACUAUAUCCAACGGGAAGAACAAGACAGGAUUUUCCAGCUCUUGGCUAGUCUCAAGCCUGAAUUUGAGGAGACCAAAAGAGAUAUUCUUAUGCGACCUAAGCUGCCGUCUUUCAAUACUGUGUGUUCCAUCAUACAGAAUGAGGAAACACGGAAAAGAUUCAUGGUGGCAAAUUCAAAGGUGAAGGCAUUUGUUGAUUCACCGGAAAAUUUAGCCUAUUAUACUAUGUCUAAUUUCAAGCAAAGUGAUGCUAGCAGUCGGUGGGCAAAAGAAAAGGGAAAGAAACCCAUACGAUCUUAUUGUGAUCACUGUAAUCGUGACGGGCAUUCCAGGGAACGGUGUUGGGUUCUUAAUCCGCAGUUGCGACCAGUCUGGCAAAGAUAAAGGUCUUGAUGCGAAGUUUGCAGUUCGGGGGGAUGACAUAGAGUUUCAGUCUAAGCUAAAAUUUUUAACUCAACAGGUUUAGUAGUUGCUUCAAAGUCAUGGCAAGAAUCGGAUGCUACAGGCAUUGAAUCCGAAAAUAUGGCCAAGACCUUGUAAUCUCCAUGCUCUCUCUACUAAGUUUAAUUUUCGGAUUAUUGUUGAUUCUAGGGCUACAGACCAUAUGUGUAGCUCUUCAUAUGUGUUAUGUAAUAUUGUUUCCAGCACUUUGUAUCCUCUUAUAAUUAUUGUGAAUGGAGUUCAAGUCCCAACUUAAGG
This is a messenger RNA of Eucalyptus grandis, 2015 nucleotides long. Its product is annotated as Werner Syndrome-like exonuclease. NCBI's taxonomy places the organism in Eukaryota, Viridiplantae, Streptophyta, Magnoliopsida, Myrtales, Myrtaceae. Gene Ontology annotation, cellular component: cytoplasm; nucleus. The transcript is spliced from 2 exons. Gene Ontology annotation, molecular function: 3'-5' exonuclease activity; nucleic acid binding. The coding region runs from base 186 to 1700 and encodes 504 amino acids. The record is from RefSeq and is a predicted model, not a curated record. Gene Ontology annotation, biological process: nucleobase-containing compound metabolic process.